AUGUAUUUUGCAGGCGGCUUCCCGCGGAAGAUAUGGCAGAUAUGGAAAGUAGAUCCGCUCGACUUUGAGGAACGAGAUCUGCGUUGUGCCCGGAGUUGGACAUCAAAGAACCCGACCCAUAGAUACGAGGUCCUAACCGACCAAAACGAUCUAUAUUAUCUUGAGACGCAUUUUGGGCCCAAGGGUUUCAAUCGCCCAGAUAUAAUAUACGUUUACCGCUCUCUGACAGCGAGAAUCAUCAAAGCUGACCUGUUGCGGUAUCUGAUCAUGUAUGUGGAGGGUGGGGUGUAUGCGGACAUUGAUGUCGAGGCACUCAGGCCGCUUGACAGAUUUAUUCCGGAUAGGUUCAAUGAGAAGAACAUAGAUAUGGUUAUCGGUGUGGAGAUCGAUCAACCGGAGUUUAGGAAGCAUCCCGUCCUCGGACCCAAGUCGCAAUCGUUCUGCCAGUGGACGUUCAUUUGCAAACCUCGCCUCCCUGUCAUGUUAAAACUGGUUGACAACAUCAUUCGCUGGCUCAACGAACUUUCCAAAAAGCAGGGCGUGCCUAUUUCGCAACUUACAUUGGACUUCGAUGACGUGAUCAGUGGCACUGGGCCCUCUGCAUUUACCAAUGCGAUCCUUGAAGACAUGAGCCAUCGGACAGGAAACGAGGUGAAUUGGGACGUAUUCCAUAAUAUGGCUGAGUCGAAGGUCGUAGGUGGCAUUCUUGUUCUCACCGUCGAAGCUUUUGCGGCGGGCCAAGGCCACUCGGAUUCGGGAAAUCACAACACCAGAACAGCACUGGUCAAGCAUCACUAUCAUGCGUCCGGAUGGCCAAGCAACCACCGCAGAUAUAAGCAUCCGAUGUUUGAUGAAGUUGAGACGUGUAACUGGAAUGCCCAGUGCGUGGCAGAAUGGGAUAAGAAUAAAGCGGAUUUCGAGGCCCUUCCGCUCGAGGAGCAAGCGAAGAGGAUUGCUGUCAAGCAGUUCGCAGAUUCUAUCAAGAAUCCAGUAAAAUCCAAUCCUAAUCCGGUUCCAAAUCAGAACGCAGUCCAAAAUCCGAUCCAGGAUCCCUGA
Paracoccidioides brasiliensis Pb18 is the source of this 1056-nucleotide messenger RNA. RefSeq lists its product as uncharacterized. Gene Ontology annotation, biological process: protein N-linked glycosylation. The transcript has a single exon. Gene Ontology annotation, molecular function: alpha-1,6-mannosyltransferase activity. The coding region runs from base 1 to 1056 and encodes 351 amino acids. Gene Ontology annotation, cellular component: mannan polymerase complex. The record is from RefSeq and is a predicted model, not a curated record.